AUUCGAUUCAUCAUCGCCGCAAACAACAAAAUCUUUAAUUUCACACAAAAAACUUUUAAAAUCUCGUAUUUUUCACAAUGGUUGGUGAAACAGAGUCUCCAUCAAAGCCCUCUGAGGAGAAGAAAAUGAGCGAAGCCCAAAUAAUUCUCACAAAAUGCGACGAAAAAGUAGAUGCAAAAGCAACAAAGACCCCAAAUGGAGAUGAAACCGCCGGCGUUUCAGAAGAAAACCCCUCAAAAAAAGUCAGAAAACGCACAAAAAGAAGGAAAUUAAACCCCGAUGCGCCUCGUUAUCCCCUUACUGGUUACGUGCGAUAUACAAAUGAACGUCGAGCAAGCAUCAAGGAAGAAAAUCCAUCGAAAAGUCACAUUGAAAUCACGAAACAACUUGCUACAGAAUGGCUUGAACUGCCCGAGGAGAAGAAACAAGCGUACAUGAACGAAGCGGAAAAGGACAAAAUGCGAUAUUUGGAGGAAAUGAAGGAAUACAGCAAGACCCAUAACGUCGAAUUGCGUCGAAAGAAGAAAAAAAAGAAGGGAAAUAAAGACACAGCAGCUGAAAAUGACGGCGAAACGAAAGAAAAACCCGCAGAAUCAACUUCCGUCCCACAAACUGCGGAAAAACCCCUGAAAGAAGGCGAUCGUGACAUCCAAAUAUUCACGGAGGAGUUUUUGGAGCACAACAAAGAAGUUGAGAGUGAAUUGAAAAUUGUUCGUAAAAAAUUGACGGAUUUGCAGCAACAAAACUCAAAUCUCGAACGUUACGUCGAAAGUAUGAAAGGAGGCGUCGAAAAGCUCCAAAUCGAACAAAAUGCUCUCAACACGAAAAAUUCCGCCCUCGAAAAGUACCUCAAAGAGCUCCGAACUUUACUGUCAACGGCACUACAAGGCAUUCCGCUGCCCGACAAGAAACUCCUUCCAACGAUGGAAAAUAUCGACGCGUACAUGCACGAAUUGAGUAAUCUCAAUGGCUCGCCCGCUACACUGACAAAGGCCAAAGAAGCCAUUCGAAAACUCGAUUUUCAAUCAAUAAACACCUAAUUUGCUAAUUUUAACUUUUUUUUGCUUUUAUUUCAUAUUUGUCGCGAAUCCAGAGCGAAGAUCAUGCUGCAAAACAUCAUUUCCAAACUUUACUUUUUCUUUGGCUUGACCAUGUUGUAAAGAAUAAUCAAUCCGAUGACGCCGUAUGUAGCCUUUGCA
Culicoides brevitarsis is the source of this 1199-nucleotide messenger RNA. It is a transcript of the gene Hmg-2, whose product is annotated as high mobility group protein 20A. Gene Ontology annotation, biological process: regulation of gene expression. The transcript has a single exon. The record is from RefSeq and is a predicted model, not a curated record. Lineage: Eukaryota; Metazoa; Arthropoda; Insecta; Diptera; Ceratopogonidae. The coding region runs from base 78 to 1040 and encodes 320 amino acids. Gene Ontology annotation, cellular component: nucleus.